AUGGAAGUUGAAUGCGUACCUCAUCCCUCAAGGGCUCAGAAGGCCAUCAAGUCUUUGUCAGCUGGGCAACCAAGUCGAAAUCUGCCAACUAGCACUUCAUGCUUCUUGCCAAAAAUUGGAGGAUCGGGUCGAGGUCGCCGAGUGACAAUCACCGAGGCUGACCAUCGAAGAGCCAAUUCGUCUGGAUCGGUUGAUAAGCGCAUGGCUAAAAGCCAAGAAGGUCUAACUGUACGGUCAGCCUCACUGCAGCCCAUCAGCGAUCCAUUGCUGGACAUCCUGUCACAGAUUCAUAGAAUAAUCCUGAUCAGUGAACAAAGUCCGUCUGAGUCGACGAAUCACAAGAGGCGGGUUGUAGAACAGUUUCGCCGACGUAUUUUCAGCAAAGCGAGCAAUGCUGAGAUGAUCAAGAAACAUCUACGAAAGCUGUCCACGGAGUCCCACGAGGAGAUCGAACUGGACCUAGGCUAUUCCGACUUCCGUCCAGUUCUUACCGAUAUCUACAAAUCGGGCUACCAAAAUGACAGGAAAAUUUCACGGAUCACUUACGAACAACUGUCAGCAUGUAUUCAGCGCCUAAUCGAAGAGAGCUGA
Molecule: messenger RNA, 591 nt
Organism: Cooperia oncophora
Lineage: Eukaryota; Metazoa; Nematoda; Chromadorea; Rhabditida; Trichostrongylidae
Source: the annotation of a GenBank genome assembly